GUGGUGCGGUGCUGUGGUAGGCGCGGAGGGAUAUGCGCCAUUCCCUUUCCGAGUUUCCCUCCACUGUCUCUCACCCUCCGGUAACAGGCAGAACCCAAUGUCCCCUCACACCCCAUCCUCUCACCUCCGGAGGCUGUCUGUCCCCUCCCCUUAUCUUGUCACGGCUGCGCACUAAGUUCCGACCGGCGGAGGAGGACAGUUCCGGCUGUCUCUGACCCGACUUCCGGCCCUGGACUUGGAACAAAACAAACCGGUGUUCGCUGUCCGGUGCCUGAGAAAAUAGACUGGAAGUGUCAGUAACGAGAAAGAAUGCUGGAGGGCCCCCUAGAGAGACCGGAAGUACCUGUGCUGGGCCCCUAGGAACCGCAGAGAGGAGCCAACUGAGAAGGGGCCACUUUCAGGACUCAAUGAGAGGCCUCACAUUACCUGAGGAGAUUUCCGUGUGAUCUAUUACUUGGACCGAUCUGGGGAGGAUGUAUGACUUGGAGACAUCUUGGAAUGAUCCAUCAUCUGAAGUGACGUGGGGGGUGAUCUAAUAUCUGGACAGAUCUGGGGGGUGGUAAUCUAUUACCUGAAAAGGGCUGAGGAGGGAUGCAUGGCCUGGAGAGACCUGCAGGCUAAUCUGUUACCUGGAGACAUCCGAGGAGUGACCCACUCGCUGGGGGCCCUUGGGGUGAUCCAUUACCUGGAGGGACCUGGGGAUGAGCCAUUAUCUUUAGAAAUCUGGACGUGAUCCAUUACCUGGAGGGACCUGAGGAUGAUCCAUUAUCUUUAGAGAUCCAGGGGGGAUUUAUAAUCUGGAGGUAAUCCAUAACCUGGAGGCGAUCUAUUACCUGGAGAGAUCUGGAGGGUGAUCUGUUACCAAAAGAGACCCAGGGGGUUGAUCCAUUAAGGGCCGAUACCUGGGAGGGGUCCAUUACCCGGAGGGAUCUGCUCUGGACCCUCUAUCAGGAUACAUCUGGUGGUGAUCCAUUACCUGAAGAGAUCUGCCUGAAGGAUUUUAGGAUUUUUCCUUUAAUUGCAGCAGUUCUAUGAAUUGCCCUGAGUGAUCUUGUGAUGGGAUCUGUCUCUGUGUGGAUUUUGGAUUGCGACACCUCCAGGGUGGAUCUGUUAUUGUGCAUUUAGUGGCUCAACCUGGGGGCAUCCAGGGAAAGAAGCUACAGAUUCUCUCUGAUGGAUUAUAAUUUACAGCUUCACUGAAGGAUUCUGGGACUGUCUUGGAGCUCUUUAAAAGUUGGGGUGUUGUGUUAGACUAGAUUUUACCCCCCCGCGCGCUCCUCGGAAUACGAGUGGCAGAUGAACAAAGGGCUUUGUACUGCCAAGAGAUGUGGAGGGUCCCGUUGUGACAAGGCCACAUGCCUCUCCAUCCGCUGGCACUCCACACUCCAAGCAUCUGUGCUGCCUUUUACUGCUCUGUACAUGUAACUCUAUGCUGAAGGAUUAGUAUUAACCCCUGGGAUGGCUGCGUACAAUGAAUUUGUGCCCCCUCCGGAGUGCCCGGUCUUUGAACCAACCUGGGAGGAAUUCUCAGAUCCUCUCAGCUUCAUCGGGCGUAUUCGUCCCAUUGCUGAGAGAACCGGAAUAUGCAAAAUUAGGCCGCCCAAGGACUGGCAGCCACCAUUUGCUUGCGAUGUCAAGAGUUUCAGCUUCACCCCUCGAGUGCAGCGGCUCAAUGAGCUGGAGGCAAUAACCCGUGUGAAGCUUGACUUUUUGGACCAGCUGGCAAAGUUCUGGGAGUUACAAGGCUCCGCGUUGAGAAUCCCAGUAGUGGAUCGAAAGCUCUUGGAUGUCUAUGCAUUGAGUAAGGUGGUUUCUAGUGAAGGAGGCUUUGAGGUCGUCAGCAAAGAGAAGAAAUGGUCAAAAGUUGGUAGCCGUCUAGGGUACAUGCCAGGCAAGGGCACAGGAUCUCUUCUGAAGACCCACUAUGAGCGUAUUUUGUACCCAUAUGAGCUCUUCCAGUCUGGGAUCAGCCUCAUGGGCAUCCAGAAGCCUAAUCUGAAGGCAGAGGAGAAAGUGGAGGUGACGGAGCCCUGUGAAGACCCCAAAGAAUCUGCAGGAAGUGAGAAAAUCAAUAUUCCUCUGAAGAGAUCUCGGCGAAUCAAGUCAGAGCAGGAAAUGGUGGAGAACAGAAAAAGCACAGAAGUGAAGAAGCUGCAUGUGCUCGCAGCACCCAGGGUGAUUGGUGUCAGUGAUAGCGUUAAAGACCGAGCUGAUGAAAUGUUCAAGAAAAAUAACUCAAAGUUGGAGCUGUUUGGGAUGCAAAUGAGAAAGAAGAAAGGAGCCUUAUCUGUUAAUUUCGUGGAUCUGUAUAUUUGCUUGUUCUGUGGCCGUGGAGACUGUGAAGAGAGACUUCUUCUCUGUGAUGGCUGCGAUGACAGUUACCAUACCUUCUGCCUCAUUCCUCCUCUCCCAGAGGUGCCCAAAGGCGACUGGAGGUGUCCAAAAUGCAUUGCUGAGGAGUGCAGCAAACCACGUGAAGCAUUCGGUUUUGAACAGGCUGUGAGAGAGUACACCCUGCAGAGCUUCGGAGAGAUGGCUGACAGCUUCAAAUCGGACUACUUCAACAUGCCGGUGCAUAUGGUGCCCACCGAGCUGGUGGAAAAAGAGUUCUGGCGCCUGGUUAGCUCCAUUGAAGAGGAUGUCAUUGUAGAAUAUGGAGCAGACAUUUCUUCUAGAGAUUUUGGCAGUGGCUUUCCGGUGCUCGAUGGCCGGAGGAAGCUUGCUACAGAUGAAGAGGAUUAUGCUCAGUGUGGAUGGAACCUCAAUAAUAUGCCUGUUCUCGAGCAGUCUGUCCUGUCCCACAUCAAUGUGGACAUCUCUGGCAUGAAGGUGCCCUGGCUUUAUGUGGGAAUGUGCUUCUCUUCUUUCUGCUGGCAUAUCGAGGAUCACUGGAGCUACUCCAUCAAUUACCUUCAUUGGGGAGAGCCCAAGACUUGGUAUGGUGUUCCAUCCCAUGCAGCCGAGCAGCUGGAGGAUGUCAUGAGAGAACUGGCUCCAGAAUUGUUUGAGGCCCAGCCAGAUUUGUUACAUCAGCUUGUGACCAUUAUGAACCCCAACAUCCUUAUGGAACACAGUGUACCGGUUUACAGAACUAACCAGUGUGCUGGGGAGUUUGUGGUCACUUUCCCUCGUGCUUACCACUCCGGGUUCAACCAAGGCUACAACUUUGCUGAGGCCGUGAACUUCUGCACAGCGGACUGGCUGCCCAUGGGACGCCAGUGUGUGAACCAUUACCGCCAUUUGAGGAGAUACUGUGUCUUCUCACACGAGGAGCUGAUCUUCAAGAUGGCAGCUGACCCCGAUUGCUUGGACGUUGGCUUGGCAGCUGCUGUUUCCAAGGAGAUGACCGCAAUGAUUGAGGAAGAGACCCGCCUACGUGAAGCUGUCCUACAGCUGGGAGUCAAGCAGUCAGAUGAAGAAGUAUUUGAACUCGUCCCGGAUGAUGAGAGACAAUGUUCAUCUUGUAGAACAACUUGUUUUCUCUCUGCCCUCACUUGUAACUGCAGUUCGGACCGUCUUGUGUGUCUGCAUCACGGCGAGGAGUUGUGCUCAUGUCCAAUGCAGGACAAGUGUCUCAGGUACCGCUACUCUCUGGAAGAAUUCCCUGCCUUGCUAUACGGUGUGAAAUCUCGGGCGCAGUCUUAUGAUACUUGGGUCAGUCGAGUAACUGAAGCACUGACUGCCAGCCUCAGUCACAAAAAAGACAUCAUAGAGCUAAAAGUGAUGUUGGAGGAUGCCGAGGACCGGAAGUUCCCUGAGAACGAACUUUAUCGGCGGCUCAGAGAUGCUGUAAAGGAGGCAGAGACCUGUGCCUCAGUCGCUCAGCUGCUGCUCACCAAGAAACAAAAGCACAAUAAACUGAGUCAGGACUCUGGGAAGGCGCGUACUAAGCUCACCAUGGAAGAGCUAAAAGCCUUUGUUCAACAGCUGUUCAGCUUGCCCUGCGUCAUCACACAGGCCCGUCAGGUUAAGAAUCUGCUGGAUGAUGUGGAGGAGUUUCACGAGCGUUCACAGGAAGCCAUGUUAGAUGAAGUUCCAGAUUCCAGCAAGCUGCAGGCUCUUAUUGAUUUGGGCUCCAACCUAUAUGUAGAACUCCCAGAGUUGCCUCACUUGAAGCAGGAGCUGCUGCAGGCACGCUGGCUAGAUGAAGUUCGCCAGACUCUGUCUGACCCGCACAAAGUCACCUUGGACGUGAUGAAGAAGCUUAUAGAUUCCGGUGUUGGUUUGGCUCCUCAUCACGCUGUAGAGAAAGCAAUGGGCGAGCUUCAAGAAUUGCUGACAGUGUCUGAAAGAUGGGAGGAGAAGGCCAAAGUUUGUCUGCAGGCCAGGCCGCAACACACUGUCUCUAGUCUGGAGAGCAUUAUUGUCGAGGCCAAGAGCAUCCAUGCAUAUCUGCCUAACAUGCUGGCAUUGAAGGAGGCUCUGCAGAGAGCCAAAGAUUGGACCGCCAAAGUAGAGGCCAUUCAGAAUGGUAGUCAUUAUGCCUACCUGGAACAGCUGGAGAGCUUGCUCGGCAAAGCUCGCCCCAUCCCAGUGCGUCUCGAAGCUCUCCCACAGUUGGAGUCUCAGGUAGCGGCCGCUCGAGCCUGGCGGGAACGUACAGGCAGGACCUUCCUGAAGAAGAAUUCAAGCUACACAUUGCUGCAGGUGUUGAGCCCUCGCAGUGAUAUUGGUGUUUACGGAAGCGGCCGGGGUAAACGGAGGAGAGUAAAAGAGCUCUUGGAGGAGAAGGAUUUGGAUUUGGACUCUAUGAGUGAACUCGAGGAUCCUCUGGAUGAGCAUCGGGACACAGCCUCUGUAGUUGCUGUAUUUAAAGAAAUGGAGCGCAAAGAGGUGGACUCCAUGCGUUCUAUACGGGCUGCCAACCUGGCGAAGAUGGCUAUGGUGGACCGCAUUGAGGAGGUGCGGUUUUGUGUUUGCCGCAAAGCUGCCAGUGGUUUCAUGCUGCAAUGUGAACUGUGCAAGGACUGGUUUCAUGGCACAUGCGUCCCUCUGCCCAAGACCAACUCCCAAAAAAAGGGCAACAGCUGGCAAUCGAAAGACGUUAAGUUUCUUUGCACGCAGUGUAUGAGGUCCCGGCGGCCACGAUUGGAGACCAUCCUCUCGCUGCUGGUGUCAUUGCAGAAGCUGCCAGUACGGCUGCCAGAGGGGGAGGCGUUGCAGUGCCUAACAGAGCGAGCAAUGAGCUGGCAGGACCGAGCACGGCAAUCGUUGGCUACUGAGGAACUGUCAUGUGCACUGGCCAAGUUGUCUGUGCUGAGUCAGCGCAUGGUAGAACAGGCAGCAAGGGAAAAGACAGAGAAAAUUAUCAGCGCAGAACUCCAGAAAGCUGCAGCAAACCCCGACCUACAGGGUCACCUGCCCAUUUUCCAGCAGGGCUCCUUUAGCCGAGGAAUGUCUAGUCUGACUUCAUCACCACAGGCUCCCCUGGAUUACGACGAUGAAGAGACUGACUCGGAUGAGGACAUCCGGGAGACAUAUGGCUAUGGUGUUAAGGAGCCUGGCAGCAUCAAGUCCUCAAGCAGCCUAGAACCCAACCUGUUCUGUGAUGAGGAGAUUCCAAUUAAAUCAGAGGAAGUGGUCAGUCAUAUGUGGGCCACCCCCUCGUUCUGUGCAGAACACGCAUAUUCUUCCGCUUCCAAGAGCUGCAUACAAACUUCAGGAACCCCAAGAAAGCAGCCUCGGAAGACCCCUCUUGUGCCCCGUAGCCUGGAGCCCCCUGUUUUAGAGCUUUCUCCUGGAGCCAAAUGCCAGCUGGACGAACUCAUGAUGUUGGGGGACCUUCUGGAGGUGUCUCUGGAUGAGACGCAACAUAUAUGGCGUAUUUUGCAAGCCACACAUCCUCCAUCAGAGGAGAGGUUCCUGCAUGUUAUGGAGGAUGACAGCCUGGACGAGAAACCUGUGAAGGUAAAGAAAGAGUCAUCGGAGAAGAAACGAAAGAGGAAAUUGGAAAGGGCAGAGCAGUUCUUAACUGAGGGUAAACAGAGGUCCAAGGAGCUGAAGAAGCUUGACAAGACCAAAAAGAAAAAACUCAAGCUGGGUCAUGACAAGGCCAAAGAACUCAGCAAACUGGCCAAGCGGCUUGCCAAAGAGGAGGAGCGCAAGAGGAAAAAAGAGAAGGCAGCGGCUGCAAAAGCCGAGCUCAACAAGGAGAUCACCGAGAAGAAGAGGGAAAAAAAGGUCUUGGACAUUCCCUCGAAGUACGACUGGUCUGGAGCAGAAGAUUCGGAUGACGAGAACGCCAUAUGUGCUGCACAGAACUGCCAGCGCCCAUGCAAGGACAAGGUUGAUUGGGUGCAGUGCGAUGGCGGCUGCGAUGAGUGGUUCCACCAAGUUUGUGUCGGCGUGUCUUCCGAGAUGGCAGAGAACGAGGAUUACAUCUGCACGAACUGUACUUGCAAGAGAGUCCCGGGACCUUGUCCCCCCUGCCCUCCCAGCCUGAGUUGCCCACCAGGGUUUCCUAUGCCGAGCAUCGAGGUGAAACAGGAAGUCAGCUAGCAUCACAGAUACUUCUAAAAAAGACUUUGGCAGCUCCUCUUCUUAUGUAGCUCUAAAAAGUACCAUCCUCUACCUGUGUCUGUAGAGCCACUCAUGUUAGGUAGCCCCCUUUCUGCACCGUGUGUUCUUCAAAAGGGGAGGUCUCAGACACGGGAAGAUUUCUGUGGUCAGUUGGAGAAACCCAGUCAUCAAACUGUACUAAUGCCUUGGGCUGUUUUGGACCCUUUUGCAGGUUGAACUCUGUAGCUUUGAAAGCAUUGACGGCUUAACCCAAAUUUUUUUUUUUUUUUUUUUUUUUUUUUUUUCAUAAUUUCGUAACAGUUUCAGUCUCUCCUGAAACUUCUUAAAGUAACUUUUUAUAAUAAAUGCCCAUUCCCCACAAACCCGGGCACAAUGCACAGAGGGUGUUUGCUCGCUCAGGUGAUAUUUUAUUUUGUUUUUGUUUCCUUUAUGCUUUUUGUGUGGAUGCUGUAACUUGGAUGCAGAGCAAGAGAGAUUGACCAUCAUUACAAAGAGCUGGACCACUUUCUAAAUGCUUCCAACAGUUGUAUAGCACCAUCAUAGUGCAAAUCAACGGUUUUGCAUCUCAUCAAGGAGCUCCUGCACAUAUGGUUAAUCUUGCCGACGGUGCAGAGAGAUUGCCAUGUGCCGAAGAGGGCAGGUGGAAGGAUUGCAGUAAUCUUUGGUUUCAGAAAAGCCCAAAGUAGAAUGAAAAACCUUAGACCUUUCCUGGCCCGGUCUCCCUCCUGACACUGACUGUUUAAAGAUUUUCUCCCAUAGUACAAGAUUUCUUGUAAACCGGAGAUCAAUAAGGAGUCUUUGAAAAGCCUUUUUUUCCUUUUGUCAUUGUUUUUCCUUUGCGAUAUACAUAUUUUAUCAAAAAAGUUGAAGUGAAAAACAUUCAAGACUCUGGGUGGAUAGAUACAUUAUUUAUAAAAAUUUGGUGAACGUUUGCUUUUGGUUUUGUUAGCUUGAGUAAAAAUCUGGUAUUGAGAGUC
Molecule: messenger RNA, 7496 nt
Organism: Rana temporaria (common frog)
Lineage: Eukaryota; Metazoa; Chordata; Amphibia; Anura; Ranidae
Gene: KDM5A
Product: lysine demethylase 5A
Exons: 28
Coding region: 1459-6498 (1679 amino acids)
Biological process (GO): chromatin remodeling
Cellular component (GO): nucleus
Molecular function (GO): histone demethylase activity; DNA binding
Source: RefSeq, a predicted model, not a curated record